This is a messenger RNA of Spea bombifrons (plains spadefoot toad), 3857 nucleotides long. RefSeq names its product signal peptide peptidase like 2A (gene SPPL2A). The record is from RefSeq and is a predicted model, not a curated record. Gene Ontology annotation, cellular component: lysosomal membrane; Golgi-associated vesicle membrane; cytoplasmic side of endoplasmic reticulum membrane. Gene Ontology annotation, biological process: membrane protein proteolysis. NCBI's taxonomy places the organism in Eukaryota, Metazoa, Chordata, Amphibia, Anura, Pelobatidae. Gene Ontology annotation, molecular function: aspartic endopeptidase activity, intramembrane cleaving. Bases 270 to 1874 code for a protein of 534 amino acids. The transcript is spliced from 16 exons.
UUCCGUGUCACUUGUUGCUAAUGCCGAGCCGGACUGGAGCAGACAGUCACCGCUUGUCAACUGCCCCAAACACAGCGGUCUUAGCGGCGCACGGGCCUGGCUUGGACGGGUCGCGUUGGCUGCUCUGCGGUAGACAACACCCGGGAAGCGAGGAGCCGAAUAGUCACGCCAACCAGCAGGCAUUCGGUGUGUGGCUGUGUACGGAUGAAGCCCUGACAGGCUGCUGGAUCGCACCGUGUGUCCUGGGCUGACAGCUGACCUGCGGAAGAAUGGGCCUCCCCGGACUGCUGGGCCUCCUGGUGUUACUGCUGUGGCCACAGAUACGCGCAGAGGAAGGUAUUCUACACGCAACUGAUGCCGAGAAUUCUUCCACGGAAAAGGAUUAUUGUAUAACCUAUAAUUCCAACUGGACAGCGUUACCGUCUACUUUUGUAAAUGCAACCUAUUACAAGUUGGAAAACCUGACUUCGAGCACCCUAUGCAGUGCCUCGGAAAUCCCUAGAGUGGAUCUUAAGGACAAAGCAGUCGUGGUGAUGGCUGGUAAAUGUUCCAUUUUGAUCAAGGGGGUCAUUGCCCAGAGCAACGGCGCUAAACUACUUCUCGUCGCCAGCAAAGAUGGUUUGCUCCUCCCACAAGACAACAGGACCGGUUUUAAUGAUUUGACAAUCCCACUUGCCUAUGUGAGAUAUAAAGAUGUAGUCGGCAUGAGCCAGGUGUUUGGGAGCAGUAUCAGUGUGACGCUGUAUUCUCCCCCAUUUCCGCCAUUCGAUUACAGCAUACUGGUUAUCUUUCUCAUCUCCGUAUUCACUGUUGCACUAGGAGGCUACUGGAGCGGCUUAUCAGAAUUAGAAGAUCUGAGACCCUCGCCUAGUUCUGAUGAAAUGCAGCAAAGAAAACCAAAGGAUGAGAAUGUGACCUUCACCCCUCUCACCGUCAUCCUAUUCUUUGUCAUCUGCUGCGUCAUGUUACUAUUGCUGUACUUCUUCUAUAAGUGGUUAGUCUAUGUCAUCAUAGGUGUCUUUUGCUUGGCGUCCGCAAUGAGUUUAUUCAACUGCCUCUCUGCACUGAUCCGGAACGUCCCUUAUGGAAGAUGCAGAAUUUCCUGCUUCCAUAAAAGUGCCGAAGUGAGACUCCUCGUUCUGGCUGCGUUUUGUAUAGCUGUGUCUGUGACUUGGGCAGUAUUCCGCAAUGAAGAUAGGUGGAGCUGGAUAUUACAAGAUAUCUUAGGAAUUGCCUUUUGCCUAAAUUUUAUUAAAACGCUCCGGAUGCCAAAUUUCAAGGCAUGCGUGAUACUGCUGGGCCUUCUACUUUUGUACGAUGUGUUUUUUGUCUUUAUAACGCCAUUCCUCACAAAGAAUGGAGAGAGCAUUAUGGUGGAAGUGGCAGCUGGCCCAUCAGGGAAUACUGAGAAGAAUGGUGAGAGCUUGGUGGAGGUGCCCGCCGAAUCCAAUGUCACCCAUGAGAAAUUACCUGUGGUGAUUAGGGUUCCUAGACUGGAGUACUCUGCAAUGACAUUAUGUGGGAUGUCAUUCUCCUUGCUAGGGUUUGGGGAUAUUAUUGUGCCUGGUUUAUUGGCAGCGUAUUGCAGAAGAUUUGAUGUCCGAACCUCUUCUUCCAGCGUCUAUUUUAUUUCCUGCACUAUAGCUUACGCCGUGGGCAUGGUUAUCACAUUCAUCGUCCUGAUGGUGAUGAAGACAGGGCAGCCGGCUCUGUUGUAUCUUGUGCCAUGUACUCUUAUCACCAGCUCUGCCAUCGCCUGGAUGAGGAAGGAAAUGAAAAAGUUUUGGAACGGCGGCGCCUAUGAGAUAAUGGAGCAAACAGAUAAUGCUGCAAAUGAAGAGAAUAUAACACGCGGAGAGCAGGAAUUGGAAUGAUAACUGUAAUCAUUCUACUUUUUUAUUUUUAUUUUAUUCAUAUAGUGAUUGCUUCGGGCAGGAUUUUACGAAUGGUAAAUCAUGCUUUCUCUGUUCCUAGGAACUUUCCAAAGCAUUUUGGGACUAUCAGACAUUGAACGGGGUUGUACAAUAACCCGGAAAUAUUUUACUUGAUAUUUUUGUAAAACGCAUCCUUUUUUUAAAAUAGGAUGAAAUCAGACCCCUGGGAAUUGUGCCUUAUGUCAACUAGAACAUGCAAUGCAUACGCAAAUAUACGAAAUAGUAAUGGACUGUAUAUUUUCUACACUGGUGCCAUAACACGUUGAUGACAUUGAUGUCCUCGUUUGGCAGAACUAAACAAAUAUCCCAUCCCAGAUUUAUUUUCUUCUGCGUGCUGAAACUACCUGUCAGUCGUAUGCUCCUCUAUGAGUAAACAUAAAGAUUUCCCGUUAACAUACAAAUCCAAUUCUGCUAAUAAAUGAAUUAAAUAAGGAAUUUGUUUGGAUCCCGGGGCUGUGUUCCUAGGUGACGCGUUUGCAGCUGUUUUUCUUUGUGUCUAGCAACAGUUGUUUGUAACUUUGUCUCUGUUUAAAGGCAGCUCUUGUGGCUAGUGUACAGUGGAACGAGCUUUCAUAGAGCUACCUAGUUGGAGCUUUCUUUUGUUACAUGGGUGAUUUUAAAGAUUAUAAUGGUCACAGUAGACGAUCAAUUUAGUAGAUCUUGUGAGAUUAAAUUAAAUUUGCUUUGUUUCAAUGUAUUCACAAAACUAUGAGGUUGCAGAAGAGUUCAACAUUUGAUUGAUAUUGCAGGCAUCCUUCAUCUGUGGUCUGCUGACCACCAUUGGUCAUUACUAGCUUCCAAGCUGUUCCUUUCAUGAUUCCAGGGGGUAUGCACAGAGAUGUCUUUAAGAAAAUGUGUGUACCCACAAGACCAAUAUGGGCGCAGAUUCUUAGUCUAGUGUCCCAUGCAGCCCCACCAACAAAUAUAUAUUAAGGUACUUGGUAAUUACAUGAAAAUGUGUUCUAUACUACUGGGGGGCAGAGAGAGAUGGUAUGGUUCUCCAUAGCUUAAAAAAGCUACAUCUCCAGAGCUGGAGAGCACAGCCCCUCCAUUGAGUUUUGUUCAGGAAAGCACUCCCAUUGAAAUCGAUGAGCGCUUGUGGGGGUCUCUCAUAAACAUUUGAGUGGUGGGUAUACCAUGCGUGCAAAACGGCUAGGGCUCACCUGCGUAUCUGAGCUGGACCCCAGGUCCAAAACAUUUGAGACCCACAGUUGGUAUAAUUAAGGUGAAUAGGCUACCCUUAGACUGACCUAACCUACAAUUGCACCUCUCAGGUAUAAGGCAGCACCUCUUACUGUGACCAAAAAGCAUCCACUUGGCCUAGGAUUCGUGUCCAACCAAACAAACGUGACAGGUCUGUAUAACCGGGACCUACAGGACACUACUAUGUAACUAAUGGCACAUUUACGGAUUCCCUUCUGUGCUACCAAAUUAUUUUACAUGGUUGAUAAAAAUAGCAAUUGGCAACACUAUUUAGAUUAUUUUUAAUGAGAUCAAUCCCUUUGUUUAGCCGUAUCUCCUCAAUACCUGCAUAUUUACACGGUCCGAACUUUAUGCCACUCCACAUUAGUUCAAACCUAUUUUGCAUAUACAAUCAUUAUAUGGUUCUUUACAGCCUUUUAGUUGUUGCCAGAUAGUAUGUUGUGUUGUGUUUUAGUUCUACAAAGUACGACUUAAAAUGGGAUAUUUGUUAAAAAUUGCAGCAACCCAUUUUCUAGAUCUGACAUUUUUAUAAAUUUUUGCUACAGAUGUUUGAUUCAUAAAUUACAUUUUGUAAUCUGGUUCUUAAGUGUAACAUGUAUGCAGUUCUAGAACUGUAAGCAUCUAACUUCUUAAUACUAACAAGCAAUGUUGAUAAUAGUUCAGUUUUAUAAUAUUUUUGAACUAGAAUAUCUGAUUUAAUAAAUAUAUAAUUUAAGUACA